AUGAUAGCUACUGUUGAUGCAAGAUUUUCCGAUCAACUGUUCAACCGAUAUUCCAGCUUCAGCAAACUCCGCCGUUCUAUCGCAUACUGGUUGCGAUACUUCCGUGCCUUGCAGGCAUCCUCGACGAAGACCACCAUCGAAUCAUUCGAAACUAUAACCACUGCCGAACUACGAGAAGCAGAUCUUGCUUUGUGUCGCCUGGCUCAGCGAGAAUCGUUCUCCGAGGAGAUAUCCAACCUCCUUGCCGGGGAACGAGUACCAACGUCGUCGCCAUUGAAAUGGCUCAACCCAAGAAUAACCAAGGAAGGUGUGAUCCGAGUUGGUGGAAGACUCGGCAACGCCGCCGUUUCCGAAGAUGCUAAACACCCGAUCGUCCUCUCAUCAAAGCACCUGCUAUCCGAUUUGUUGGCCGAUCACUACCACAAGACUCUGCUGCCCGCUGGUCCCCAGCUGAUGCUCGCCACGAUUCGCCAGAAGUUCUGGAUCAUCGGCGGUCGAAACCUUGUUCGCCGUACGUAUCACCAGUGCCAUACGUGCUUCCGCAGCAGACCCGUCUUGGUACAGCAGAGCAUCGCCGAUUUGCCCACAUCAAGAGUCACUCCGACAAGACCAUUCGCCGUAUGCGGGAUCGACUACUGCGGCCCCGUGUACAUCAAGUCGCCGAUCCGCACUCGGGCGCCAACGAAGGCAUAUAUCGCCAUAUUUGUGUGCUUCGCCACUCGUGCCGUUCACAUCGAGCUUGUAUCCGAUCUGUCUACGCCGGCUUUCCUCGCCGCUCUCCGCCGUUUCGUCGCUCGCCGUGGAAGGAUGACCGAAAUCCACAGCGACAACGGCACCGCUUUCAAGGGUGCAGCUAACAAGCUGCAUAGAAUCUACGAGAUGAUGAAGACCAAUGAAGCUGAUCGGAAGCAAAUCCUCGACUGGUGCGCUGAAAAUGAGAUCGUUUGGCGUUUCAUCCCGCCCCGUGCUCCCCACUUUGGCGGUCUGUGGGAGGCAGCCGUCAAAUCAGCCAAGAACCACUUGUUGCGUGAAAUCGGCACAGUCAACGUCAGCUACGAGGACAUGUGCACUCUUCUCAUGCAAAUUGAGAUGUGUUUGAACUCCAGACCACUAGUUCCGAUCCCAACUGAUCCAUCAGACAUGGAAGUUCUGACCCCCGGACACUUCUUAAUCGGAACCAGCCUCCAAGCCGUCCCUGAACAUAAUCUGUGCGACGUUCCGGACAAUCGUCUAACGCACUGGGAGCUCACACAGAAGCGGUUCCAGAGAAUUUGGUCCAGAUGGUACCCAGAGUACCUGCAACAGCUCCAGUCACGAUCCACGAAGUGCAAGUCAGCAGUCACCAUUGAACCUGGACGAGUCGUGGUGAUUAAGGACGACAACCUACCACCGAUCCAAUGGCCGCUCGGGAAGAUCAUCAAGGUGCAUCCGGGCAAAAACGGAGUGGUACGUGUCGUCACCCUGAGGACUGCAAGAUCCGAAGCCGUCGUCAGACCAGCCGCCAAGAUAGCGCUGUUGCCGAUUCCGGAGAACCGAGUUCCAAAAUCCUGCGAGUGA
Ochlerotatus camptorhynchus is the source of this 1557-nucleotide messenger RNA. RefSeq lists its product as uncharacterized. Gene Ontology annotation, molecular function: nucleic acid binding. The record is from RefSeq and is a predicted model, not a curated record. Lineage: Eukaryota; Metazoa; Arthropoda; Insecta; Diptera; Culicidae. The transcript has a single exon. Gene Ontology annotation, biological process: DNA integration. The coding region runs from base 1 to 1557 and encodes 518 amino acids.